Molecule: messenger RNA, 462 nt
Organism: Ilex paraguariensis (yerba mate)
Lineage: Eukaryota; Viridiplantae; Streptophyta; Magnoliopsida; Aquifoliales; Aquifoliaceae
Source: the annotation of a GenBank genome assembly
AUGAUGGGAUUAAUCAUUCCUAAAGCUUCAGAAGGAAACAGAUGGAUUGAGUUUGGAAGGUUAAUGGGUUCUUCAAUUGCUAAGGAAAGUACAAGAAAUUUAGGCAAGAACAGGGGAUGGAAUUCAAAGAAUGGUAUUGAAGGCAGAAACAAGCAGGAGUGUGCAUCAGAUGGAGGUGGAAGCUGGAAUCCAAUGCGACGAGAAGCAAAGUAUAGUUUAUGGCCUGAUGGAUUGCAGUUGAAGCUCUUCUAUUUCUUUUGUGGCAAUUGCAGGAGAAGCUUUGAGGAAACUAGUAAGGAAAACAAGAUUGCCAUAGCGAGUAAAAGGGAUGAUAGGUUUAGUCAAAGUGAUAGAGGAGGCUUAUUUGGAGGAGUGAAAAUAGGACGUGAUGAAUUCAAUCUUGAAGGUUUAUGCUCAGAUGAUGAGGAUCAGAGACGUACAAUGUUGGAGGUGCAAGAAUAG